Cavenderia fasciculata is the source of this 1236-nucleotide messenger RNA. RefSeq lists its product as uncharacterized. Lineage: Eukaryota; Evosea; Eumycetozoa; Acytosteliales; Cavenderiaceae. The record is from RefSeq and is a predicted model, not a curated record. The transcript has 2 exons. The coding region runs from base 1 to 1236 and encodes 411 amino acids. Gene Ontology annotation, biological process: positive regulation of gene expression.
AUGAGCACUCAAGUACAACAACAACAUCAGGGUAAAUCCCACGAAACUCCCUCCACCUCUCAACAACCAAGCAGUGGCCAUCCCCAAGAACAAACCACUGGCGUUCAAACAUCCCCAACCUCGUUACGCAAGGGUGAUGAUUUUGAAAAGGGUGGAGACAACAAAUUACAACAACAAUCAUCUGACAUUCAACAACAAAGGGGUGAAGAGCAACCAUCAUCAGUUUCUGAUACUUCACAACAACAAGGUGAACAACAACCAUCGUCUGUUCAAUCGGGUGAAGAACAACAAUUUGGUACUCAACCAUCUUCAACUGAUCCAUCACAACAACAACAAACUGGCCAACCAGAGUUACAACAACGAGAACAAGAACAACAACGUUCACCACAAGAACUCCGCAAGGACAAGGAAGGAGUUAUUCUUACUCCACCACAAGGUUCCAGAUUCUCCAUGAAUGUUAACAACCAACUCAACGUUAGAUUCAUCAGUGCCAAGAAUCUUGUCGCUCCGUCGUCCUCCUCAUCAUCGUCGUCCUCCUCCUCGUCAGAACCACAGGUCAACCCAUUUGUCAAGGCCAAGUUCUCUUCGAGAAUCAAAUCCUACCAAACCGACGUCUGCCACAAGUCUUUGACUCCACAAUGGAACCAAUCCAUGAUCAUGGACAUUAGCAAUGCUCAGUCUGACAUUAUCAUCUUUGAGGUGUGGGACAAGGACAGAGUCGGUAGUGACCAACUCAUUGGUUUUGUUCCAGUCGAUCCAUCACUCUUACCAAAGGGUAGCGAAGUUACCACUUGGGAAAAACUAUCCUAUGUACCACAUGGUGAUCUUAAUAUUGCUUUGAUGGCAAUUAGUUUUGGAUUGGAUUCUACUCCACAAGAUUAUCCAAACCAAUACGAGGAAUGGAGACAACGUAUUCCACCAGUCCAACCAAAUGGAUCGGACAAGCACAAGGGCAAGGACAAAGGUAAAAAGGACAAGGAGAGAGAGAUGGAGGAAAAAGAUAAGGAAAGAGAAAUGGAGGACAGAGAAGGACAAGGAGAAAGGGAUGACAAGAAACCAAAGACUGAACAACAGGAUUUGGAGAGAACCCAAGGUCCAUAUGUCGGUAAAACUGUUCCACAUGGUUACAUGAUUAGCAAUGGUUGGGUCAAGAAGAAACCAACAAUGUCUGAAACCGCCUCACAAAAGAUUGGAAGUGGAUUUGCAUCAUUAAAAAAGGCUGUAGGUCAACUAUAG